ACAAUCCUCUUGUCGUGUACGCUUGACAUUUGAAGGCAGUGACUGACUGAUGAAUACAGCGUUAAUAACCGAGUACUUGGUGUCCAAGUGUGUAUAAUACACGACAGUGAGUGUGUCUAACAAGUAAUUUUCUAUUCAAACACAUAAGCCCAUGUGCGUAAGCGAUAAGUUAACUAAACAAAAAUGUCCAACAAUGACAAUAACGGGAGUUCGUCCUCUGGUGCUGCGAGGCCUUCGAUCCCUCAGUUAGACAUGCGACAAGAUGCAGCCGUAGCAGAAAAACGAAGACAGUUAAAACUCGCCAUACAAGGGUCGUCGGGUUCCUCGUUUGGAUUCAGUUCGCCUAUACCCAGCUUACAAUCAUUAAAAUGUGAAGAAGAUAGUCGAACCGUGUGUAAUGGCUCAACUUCGAAACAACCAAGCUUGCCUAGAGUACGACUGCCACAUCCUGAACCAAUCGCUGAAAAGUCUAGAGAAAGACUUAAAAUAUGCCAAACUAUACAAUCAACUGGAAAAUUACAACUAUCUGAAAAUAAGGUGUAUGAUUUUACAUCAGACGAUCUACAAGAUUUAGGCGAAAUUGGACGAGGUGGUUUUGGCACUGUGAACAAAAUGCUACAUAGAAGUAGUGAUACUGUUAUGGCCGUUAAGAGGAUUAGGUCUACUGUUGAUGAAAAUGAACAAAAACAACUAUUAAUGGAUUUAGAUGUUGUUAUGAAGUCAAACGAAUGUCCGUAUAUUGUACAAUUUUAUGGAGCUCUUUUUAAAGAAGGUGAUUGCUGGAUUUGUAUGGAAUUAAUGGACACUUCUUUGGAUAAAUUUUACAAAUAUAUUUAUGAAAAACUCAAUCAACAAAUACCUGAAAAUAUAUUGGGGAAAAUAACUGUUGCGACCGUAAAAGCGUUAAAUUAUUUGAAAGAAAAAUUAAAAAUCAUACAUCGUGAUGUCAAGCCUAGCAACAUUUUAUUGGAUUCUCGAGGAAAUAUAAAAUUAUGCGAUUUUGGCAUUUCUGGACAGUUAGUAGAUUCUAUUGCUAAAACUAGAGAUGCUGGGUGUCGUCCUUAUAUGGCUCCUGAAAGAAUCGAUCCAGUACGUGGUAGAGGCGGUUAUGAUGUUCGAUCUGAUGUUUGGUCGUUGGGUAUCACUUUGGUAGAAGUAGCAACUGGUCGCUUUCCCUACCCAAGAUGGAGUUCAGUUUUUGAACAACUUUGCCAAGUCGUACAAGGAGAUCCACCACGAUUACAUUCUUCUUCUAAUAAUUUUUCUCCGCAUUUUAUCAAUUUCGUUAAUACAUGUUUGAUUAAAGAAGAAAACCAAAGGCCCAAGUAUAACAAAUUACUGGAACACCCAUUUAUUAAGCGUAGUGAUGCAGAAAGCGUAGACGUCGCUUCUUACAUCAGUGAAAUUAUGGCAGCAAUGAAGAACGAUGGAGCAUUCAUGUACACAAUGAAUGACCCCUAAAAACAUUUUAAUUAAUUAAGUACAUAUUGUUUUAGUACUUUCAAUCAGACAAAAAUAAUUUGUAUAUUUCCAACAAUUUUGGAUGAUCAUUUAUUUUUUACCACAACCGAGCAACAGGCUUAUCAUGAAAGUCGUUACAUCAAUAUCUGCUCAUGACUUUUUCAUGCCAUAAAGUGUGACAUAUUUUUAUCUUGUACAAAUUAAAUAUUGCACUGACUUGUGCAAUGAUAUGGUAGAACAUAUAAUUUAUAGAUAGAGUAAUAUUGUCUCUUGAAGUAUAAAUGAAAUUCCAUUACAACGAGUUCUAAACUACAAUUGUAAUUAAAAAAACUAAUAUUCAUUCAAAACAAAAAUUAAAUGUUUUUUUUAAUUAGUUAAGACUUAACAAUGGUCAAUUCAACAGUUUAACUAAAAAUCUAAAAGACAUCUGUAGUUAAAUAUUGUUAAAAAAAAUACUCCAGUGAGCACUAUUCACAAUGAAAGUAUAUCAAAAUAUUUUAAGAAUACUAGUUUUUUUUUGUAGUUUUGCUUGUAGUGCUUAUAUAAUAUGCAAUGAAUCAAUUUUUACUAAAUAAGAGUUCACAUAGUGCCUUAUUAGACACAAUUAAAAACAAUUUUUUUUUUAACUCAAAAAGACCAAAAUACAAAAAAUUAAGUAUGUAUAAAAUAGAAUAUUAGUUUUGUACUCACUUCUGUGAUAAUUGUUUCCACAAAAAUUUGUUGUACAUAAUUUUUUAACCCAUUUUGUUGUCAUUUAUCUAAGUUAUUCUGGUAAAAUAAAAAUUCUGUAACUU
Molecule: messenger RNA, 2255 nt
Organism: Adelges cooleyi (spruce gall adelgid)
Lineage: Eukaryota; Metazoa; Arthropoda; Insecta; Hemiptera; Adelgidae
Product: dual specificity mitogen-activated protein kinase kinase 4-like
Exons: 11
Coding region: 184-1461 (425 amino acids)
Biological process (GO): protein phosphorylation; MAPK cascade
Molecular function (GO): JUN kinase kinase activity; ATP binding
Source: RefSeq, a predicted model, not a curated record